UACCUCCUAAGUUUAUAUAUCUUCUGAAGGCCGUGGGAGUCGCAAAUAACUAAGAACACCAAACUAUAGCUAGAGAAAGUUAUACAGAAGAGAGAGAGAUCAGAGAGAGAUGGGAAGUCACGGCGAUGAGUACAGCUCGGCCUCUUCGGUGAAGAACCCGACGAUUAAGUUCACCAAGCUGUUCAUCAAUGGAGACUUCGUUGAUUCCGUUUCAGGAAAAACGUUCGAAACGAUAGAUCCAAGAACAGGAGAGGUUAUAGCAAGGAUUGCAGAAGGCGACAAAGAAGACAUCGAUUUGGCAGUCAAGGCGGCACGACAGGCUUUCGACCAUGGUCCAUGGCCUCGCUUGUCAGGCUCUGAGAGAGGAAGGAUAAUGAUGAAAUUCGCGGACUUGCUUGAAGAACAUGCAGAGGAAUUAGCUGCCUUGGAUACAAUUGAUGCUGGGAAGUUGUUUAGUGUUGGCAAGGCCGUGGACAUCCCACAAGCAAUAAGCUGCCUCCGUUACUAUGCUGGUGCAGCUGAUAAAGUUCAUGGAAAAGUACUGAAGAUGUCGCGUGAACUUCAUGGAUACACAUUGCUUGAACCUAUUGGUGUCGUGGGGCACAUUAUUCCCUGGAAUUUCCCCACCGUAUUGCUCUUUGUGAAGGUUAGCCCUGCUUUAGCUGCCGGGUGCACUAUAGUCAUCAAGCCUGCCGAACAAACUCCUCUGUCAGCUCUAUAUUAUGCUCAUCUUGCUAAGCUGGCCGGAAUCCCUGAUGGAGUACUCAAUGUUGUAACUGGAUUUGGACCAACCGCUGGGGCUGCCGUGAGCUCUCACAUGGACAUCGAUGCGGUUUGUUUCACUGGUUCCCAAGAAGUAGGUCGCAAAGUAAUGCAAGCUGCAGCAGAAAGUAAUUUAAAAGUAGUUUCACUUGAAUUAGGAGGCAAGUCACCCCUUAUAAUUUUUGAUGAUGCCGAUUUAGAUAUGGCUGCCGAGCUUGCUAUCUUGGGUAUUUUAUUUAACAAGGGAGAAGCGUGUGUGGCAAGUUCUCGUGUUUAUGUUCAAGAAGGGAUAUAUGACGAGCUUGUGAAGAAAUUAGUGGAAAAGGCAAAAGCUUGGGUUGUUGGGGAUCCUUUUGAUCCUAAAGUUCAGCAAGGACCUCAGGUCGAUAGGAAGCAGUUUGAAAGAAUUCUUUCAUACAUUGAACAUGGCAAGAGAGAAGGAGCCACCCUGCUAACAGGGGGCAAGCCCAUGGCUCAGAAGGGAUAUUACAUUGAGCCUACUAUUUUUGCUGACGUUAAGGAAGAAAUGCUUAUAUCGAAGGAUGAAAUAUUUGGACCAGUCAUGGCUCUUGCAAAGUUCACAACAAUCGAGGAGGCCAUUAAGAAGGCCAACAACACUAGAUAUGGGCUAGCAGCUGGCAUCGUGACCAAGGACUUGAAUGUGGCUAACACCGUCUCGAGAUCAGUACGUGCAGGCACCGUUUGGAUCAAUUGCUAUUUUGCUUUCGACACUGACUGCCCUUUCGGAGGGUAUAAGAUGAGUGGUUUUGGAAGAGAUUAUGGAUUGGAAGCCCUUCACAAGUAUCUCCAAGUGAAGUCCGUUGUCACUCCCCUUUAUAAUACUCCCUGGCUUUGAAUCAAUCAUGUUUCUUUUAAACAGGCAUGCAGUACGUACGUACGUACGUACUUGAGUUCUGUAUCUUGAGCUGAUCAAUACCUUGUUCUACCUUG
Molecule: messenger RNA, 1713 nt
Organism: Juglans microcarpa x Juglans regia
Lineage: Eukaryota; Viridiplantae; Streptophyta; Magnoliopsida; Fagales; Juglandaceae
Product: aldehyde dehydrogenase family 2 member C4-like
Exons: 9
Coding region: 110-1618 (502 amino acids)
Molecular function (GO): aldehyde dehydrogenase (NAD+) activity
Source: RefSeq, a predicted model, not a curated record